This is a messenger RNA of Pochonia chlamydosporia 170, 1179 nucleotides long. RefSeq names its product INSIG domain-containing protein. Gene Ontology annotation, biological process: sterol biosynthetic process. The record is from RefSeq and is a predicted model, not a curated record. The transcript is spliced from 2 exons. Gene Ontology annotation, cellular component: endoplasmic reticulum. NCBI's taxonomy places the organism in Eukaryota, Fungi, Ascomycota, Sordariomycetes, Hypocreales, Clavicipitaceae. Bases 1 to 1179 code for a protein of 392 amino acids.
AUGAGCGACGACGGCCCUCAGCUAGUGCGACCCAUUCCUCGUCGACCUUUCAACCUAAACCUAACGAGCGCGACGCCUCCUGACGACGACCAGACCGAUCACGAUGAGCCUUCCCAGCCCGCAUUUGGCUCCGGCCUUGACUUCUCUAGCCCUCGGUUCUUGAACCCUAACCUAGAACGGUCCGAGUCGACCGCAUCGCUCAGCAGACCCCAGUCAUUUAUGAACCUGACUUCGUCCACCUUGAUGGGAAUCUAUUCCGAGGCAGCUUCGAAUAACAGAGACCGAUUCUACAAUGACAACGACGAGCCGGACACGCCGUGGGGGACUGGCGCUCGCACUCCCAUAAGACGGCCCAGCAUUGACGAAGCCACCUAUGAGCUCAUGCGCGACCGAUCCCACAUCCCGAGGCGAAAGUCAUCCUUUGGACCAUAUGCGCAGAUUGAACAGCCCGCGGCCCAUUCUGCUGCUGUCUCCAUUACGUCCCUCACACUGCGCGGUUCGCUGCUGUUUUUGCUUGGGCUGGGCUAUGGCGCGCUUGUCACGCGUCUUCACAAUGAGCAAAAUCACCUGCCCCCCAUUCUAGACGACAGUAUUCUCAAACCUGGGAGCAACUGGAAGUAUCUUACCUUUUGGGGCAUAGCCGGCGUCGGGCUCGGCUCGUUGCUGCCAUGGUUCGAUGGGCUGUGGGAGGAUACAUUCGGCAGCGAUCCCGACCAAGGUGUAACUGACAAAGAGGCCGGUCCAGGGACCGACUGGGCCUUGGUUAUGCGGGCAGUUGGCGCCUUUGUUGGAAUCGCAUUUGCUAUUCGCAAACUAGCAUGGGCUUCUACUCUCCAGAUAUCUGCGACAUUGGCGUUGGUAAACCCCCUAUUAUGGUGGCUCAUUGACCGCAGCAAGCCUGGAUUCGUUUUGUCCGCCGCGGUUGGUCUGACCGGUUCGAUUCUGCUGCUCGGUGUCGACCCCGAGAUAAUGCCGGCGCCAUCGGGCCUCCCUGUUCGUAAUUCUUCAAGCAGCUUCGAAAAUGAUCCCUUCGUAUUGGGCGGCUUCGCUCAUCAAGAAACCGUUGAAAUGGGGGUUUGGAUGCUCAGCGUCUUGUUCUGCAGCUGUCUCUGUUUUGGCAAUAUUGGCCGCAGGCUCACUUGGAACCGAUCCAGUGGUAGGUGGGGUGGCGUCCGAUGA